Messenger RNA from Olea europaea var. sylvestris, 3161 nucleotides. Its product is annotated as hsp70 nucleotide exchange factor FES1. NCBI's taxonomy places the organism in Eukaryota, Viridiplantae, Streptophyta, Magnoliopsida, Lamiales, Oleaceae. Bases 1563 to 2765 code for a protein of 400 amino acids. The transcript has 8 exons. The record is from RefSeq and is a predicted model, not a curated record.
UGAGAAAGAAAAACAAUAUAUACAAAAUAAAACAGAACCAUCUCCUCUCUCGACUUCUGUAUAGACACCCUUCCCCAUCAUGGGUUAAACCAGUCCCCCUCUCUCGAGUCCCUUCCUGUCCAGCUGCCCUCUGCCAUUGUCGGCGUUUUAUCACUACAAGUCAUAAAAUUUUGAGCAACAUAUAUUAAGUUACUGAAGUAUUGAUUAAUAUAUGUUCUGCAGAUAAAAGCCUCAUAAUAGUAAAAAAUAAAAAUAAAAAUCAAGAUAUCAAUUUUUUUUGGCUUUUCUGUCUACAAUGUCAAAUUUUCAUUUAUUAUGUCGACAGAGGUGGAUGAAGUAAUGUUACUAAAAAGAAACAGAACUUAAACAGUCGCUAUAGAGUCAUUUUUGCAAGCUCUUUUUUUACAUUCAUCAGAAUCAUAGCGGUUGUUUCAUCCACUAGGACCAUCUUCUAUAUAUAAUUGAAUUAUUGUCAAAUGCACAAAAGAUUUUUGUUGAAUGCUGUUUUCACAGAUUAUUUAAAUGUGCCCACACGUGACUACAGCUGGUCCUCUUUUAUGUCAUAGAUAUAGCUCCGAUUAUUACAUGAUAUCUCUUUAUUUCUAUGAUCAUUUUGGGCUAUUAUUGAUGUUAGAAGUAUACUAUUUUAACACUGACAGUUGUAUAGUUUUACAAAUUUUCCUCUUUCGGAAUAUCCAGAAAUGUAUUAAAAAAUAUACCAAAAUGAUAACAAAAUUCCAUAAUAUAUCAUUACAUAAUAUCUCUGUGUGACAAAAUACUCUUUUAACACAAAUUCCAUGAAAGCACCUCAAACUGCUGUGACACAAAUAUGACAACUAAGCGUGGUCCUUGAUUUAUGCCCCUUCUCUAAGUUUAUUUCACAUAUUUGCUUCUUCGCUUUGCUGUGACCUAUUAAUAUUAGGCACAAGCAAUCUCUAGUCACAAAGGGUCUUGCCAUUAUGUGGACUCUUCUUCGUUGUAUAGGGGAAGAAAGAGCCUUUCAGCUUUACAUUUGACUCUUCAAUAAGGAGAAGAAGAAGGUAGAAAUGGUUGAAUUCUAUAACUAAUGAAAUGUUCCGACUAGGGUUAGGAUGACAAAAGAGGCAAUGGUCAGAAUGGAAAGUUACAUGGUGUAAGAAGAGAGAGGAGAAAAAAAACUUAAAGAUCUGUUUUUCACCUCCAAAAUUUACAUGUAUAGGAUGAAUACUUUUGGCUUCUGUAGCCAGGGUUGGGUGUGCAGUUCACAGCACAAUUUGAAGAGUCAAAUCCACGAGUUUAUGCCCUUGAACGUCUGAAGGGAUAAAAUGUAUUUUAAUGAUAUUCUAAUGCACAUCACACCACGUGUGAAUACUGCACGAUGCAUUGUGAAGAAUAAGCAAUUGGCCAUUUGCUGGUACACUUUAUGGCAUUCCUUAAAAUUGAUGGCAUAAAACGGUGUAUCAGUAUGGAAUUUUUGGAAUUCAAACACUUCUUAUAAAUUAUUAGAGUUGUUUUCUUUAUAUAUAGAGCAAAAUUGCACUAUUGCAGGCAGACUCAAAAUUGCAGCAACAGUAGCGGCAACAAUGCGGCAAUCUAUCUCCAUAAUUUCGUUAUCUCUGAUUAUCUUAUUAGCAAUGAGCUUUGCUAGUACUGAACGUGUAAAUAAGUCAGAGGCAUCCACAGGACUGUUUUGGUCAACCGCAAAGGAGGAGGGAGAUCUCCUCAGGAAGGCACAAACCGAUGAUGAUUCGUCGUCUUUGUUGUUGGGUGACAACCAAGAGGAACACCAAUUGGACGGCGGCUUCUCUUCCCUCGAGGGAAUGCUACAGUGGGCUAUUGGGCAUUCAGAUCCAGCAAAGUUGAAGGAAGCAGCAGCAGAUGUCCAGCGCUUGUCUCCAGAAGAGCUGAAGGCACGCCAGAUGGGAAUAAAGGAACUAAUGGAGAAAUUAAAGAUGCCUUCAGAUGCACAAUUGAUGAAAACUGCAAUAGAUGACUUGAAUAAUUCGUCUCUGUCUCUUGAAGACCGACAUCGUGCCCUAGAGGAGCUCUUGAUACUUGUUGAGCCAGUAGAUAAUGCAAAUGAUUUGCACAAACUUGGAGGCCUCACUGCAGUCAUUGGAGAACUUGAUCAUCCUGACCCUGAAAUAAGGACUAUUUCGGCAUGGGUUCUUGGUAAAGCCAGUCAAAAUAACCCUGUUGUUCAGAAGCAGAUUUUGGAGCUUGGGCCACUGACAAAGCUAAUGGAGAUGGUAAAUUCUACAUUCACUGAAGAAGCCAUAAAAGCACUCUAUGCUCUUUCAGCCUUGAUCAUAAAUAAUCCCGAGGGACAAGAGUCGUUCUAUAGGGAAGCUGGACACUUGAUGCUUCAGAACAUUCUGAGCAACUCUAGCACAGAUAUCAGAUUACGGCGAAAAUCAGUGUUUCUUGUGGCCGAUCUGGUUGAAAAUCAAUUGGGUAGCAGUAACAAAGCGGUGCUGCCUUUUUUCAGCAACCAAUUGUUCUUAAAGUCUGUGGUUGAUCUAAUAGCAUCACCAGAUCUUGAUCUCCAGGAAAAGGCUCUAUAUGCAGUAAAAAGCCUAUUGCAGCUAAGGUCUACGGAGGCUCUUGUCUUCAAGGAAGUAUGUAAAUUGGAUGUGACAUUGGAGACAAUGAGGCAACAGUUGCAGCAAUUAAUGGUUGAUGAGAAUUUUAAAGAGUACGCAGUGGAUGUAGAAAGUCUUAGAAGAGAAGUGGAGCUGAUUUUCUUGGGAAAGCUCGAUAAGGUGGAUACGCAAGUUCCAACAUGAUUAAGGACUCGUCCCUCCAGUUUUGGUAAUCCUUGUCUGCUCUCUGCCUCGUCUCCGAUUCUCACAAGUUAUCUGUGUCGAUCUUUGUAGUGGCUUUGAGUUGGAUUUUUGUUUUACUUGGGUGAAAAUGUAUACCCCCUUUACUUCUUUGAGGAUAGGCAUAACUAUAUUAAUAGAUAUAUAGGGUAGGGUCUGAGAACUGGCUAAGAGACUUUGAACAUAAUUAUGUUUACAUGUUUUGCUUGUUAAUGGGGCAGUUAUUGUUGAACUGUAGUACUUCUGUGAAUCGUUUUUAGUAUUGCUACAGAAAUAGGUACAUUUAUAACGAAGGGAACAUUAGUCUGAACAUUGUAUUUAUCUUUUACAUCUGAAAAAUCAGCCUUUUCAAAUUUUCUU